Molecule: messenger RNA, 1993 nt
Organism: Vidua chalybeata
Lineage: Eukaryota; Metazoa; Chordata; Aves; Passeriformes; Viduidae
Product: probable G-protein coupled receptor No9
Exons: 4
Coding region: 1-1179 (392 amino acids)
Biological process (GO): adenylate cyclase-activating adrenergic receptor signaling pathway
Cellular component (GO): membrane
Molecular function (GO): G protein-coupled receptor activity
Source: RefSeq, a predicted model, not a curated record
AUGCCAGGGAUGGUGGUGAAAGGGGAGCAGGACAGAGCAGAGAUCAUGCCCUUAGAUUUUAACAGCGGGAAGAUGCUGAUGGACAGGAAUGAAACCUGGCUCUCUAAUUUCUCCUCUGCUGCCUCCUCCUUUGCAAGGGGAGGGGCUGGGCUCCAGGAGGUGCUCGUUGGGCUUGUCCUCACCCUCAUCGACCUGGUCACACUGCUGGGAAACACCGUGGUGUUCCUCUGCCCGGUGGUGGAGAAGAGGCUGCGCACCGUCACCUACAUGUUCAUCAUGUCCCUGGCCAUGGCAGACUUCCUCGUGGCCUGCCUGGUGAUGCCCUUCAGCAUCAUUUACGAGGUGACGGGGAUGUGGCUCUUUGGGAAGCUGUUCUGCAAAGUCUGGAUCUCCUUCGAUGUCAUGUUCUGCACUGCAUCCAUUGUCACGCUGUGCUUCAUCAGCCUGGACAGGUACUGCUCCGUGGUCACCCCCUACCACUACUCCAGGAGGAUGUCCCGGGGCAGAUGCAUCGUGAUGACCUGCACGGUCUGGGUAUAUUCCUCCCUCAUCUCCUUCCUUCCCGUCAUGCAAGGCUGGAAUGAGAUCCCCGGCGUGGACUUUGAUGCCGGCAGGGAAUGCAUCUUCGUCACCAACUGGGUUUUUGCCAUCGUGGCUUCCGCCCUGGCCUUUUUCCUUCCCUUCAUGGUCAUGUGCAGCAUGUACUUCUUCAUCUACCGAGCCUCCCGCCUCAAGGCCACCCGCAUCAUGUCCCAGACGCUGGAGAUCCACUACCACCCCAACAGCAAGCGGCAGAACCACCUGCAGCUGGAGAACAAGGCCACGAGGACCAUCAGCAUCAUCAUCUCUGUGUUCGUGCUGUGCUGGCUGCCCUACUUCGUGCUGAACGUCUGGCUGGCGGCCAGAGGCACCGACUCCACCAGCACCGUGCUGCUCGGCACCUUCAAGAUCAUCACCUGGCUGGGGUACUGCAACUCCACCAUCAACCCCCUGCUCUACGCCUUCCUCAACAGGGACUUCCAGCAUGCCCUCAAGAAGCUGCUCCUGUGCAGGCGCAGGUCUCAGGUGGAUGUUGGGGAAGACAUGGUUUCCAUAGCCACGUUUUCCAAGACUGCUCCAGAGCUGGAAUACAGCGUGACGGUGCCCAACGGUGCCCCGAAGGGCAAACCCAAGUCAUAGGGAUUUGGGAUCAGUCGCUGGAGGUGGUGAUACAGAAAGUGCUGGAGCACAUCCCUAUGGAAAAACAAAGGGUAGGAAAAUAGGGGAAGCAGGGGGCUGGAAUAUUACAGCUGGGGACAAUACCACAAAGAUGCAUUUCUUCACCUUCCACAGUUUCAACAACGAGGAACUCAGAUGUUUUAGGCGCAAUCUGCUAUAUAUUAAUGGAACUAAUUAAUUCCUGGAUAAUUAUUUUUCUAAUGAGCAUUUCCUAAGACAAAUUCAACCUUCAUGUUGGGUAAAAAAAACCAAACCAGUAUGGUACGUGACCUUACAUUUGUGCACAUCCUGGUGAUCUGUGUCAGGUGGGACAGUGUUUCUUAUCAAGCCACUGUAGCUUCUUAUCUCAAAGUUUCAUGACAGAUUUGACCAGUUUUAAUAACUCCAUGUGUACCAGUCUAUGUAUGGGAAUUAGAGGAGGGAUGUGCUCACUUCCUGAAGAGGCACCACUCUGCAGCCUGGGCUGUUGCUUAGGGUUCAGCUCACUGGCUUCUGCAACAUCUGGGUAUUCAGAACUUUCUGUGGCCUGCUGUGCAUUAUCUGUGGGUUUCCUUGUUAAUUCUGGAAGGGGACAUGCCCUGUGGCGGACCCCAGGAGAUGACAAAGACUUGCUGUAAAAGCAGGAGCACCGCAGUUUCAAAGCUACAGGUGGAUGACACCAUCUGAAGAUGGGAUGUGAACAGAAUUACUAUUUGUGUGUACACUGUGGUAUCUACCACAGAUACAAAAAAAAAAAAAAAAAGAUAAAUGGAAAUUAUUAUUUUUACUACUCCCA